AUGGCUCGCAACUUCGUGCCUGAUGCAUGGGGUUGGAUCACCACCAUACCCCCAUUCUCCCAAUGGCGGAGCAGCACCAUGUCCCUCUGCAUCUGCGCCACAUCCUCAGCAUCAUCCCAGCCGCCGUCGAUGAGCCUCUCGGCCGUCAAAACGCCUCCCACCCAGCCUUCCUACUUGACCUUCUCCAUCUCUGCAAACUACCGUGAGCCGAUCUCUCUCUGGACUUCAAAACCGGUCCACCUGAAGAUGAAGGUGCAGCCGUCCCUCGACGAGCAGGACGUAGUGCAGCUCUUCGUCGACGUGGUGAACCAGGUGCUGCGAUAUGGACCCGACAACAACAGCAACAACAGCAAACCUCCCUUCCGGUUCCCUGGCGCGCAACACCUCCAUGGCGGCAGCUUCGGCGACGCGUUCAACAUCGCCUUCCUCUCCCUCGCCUUCCUGGUCUGCACCUACGAGGCUCCCCGCGACCUCCGCCGCGGCUGCCUCGACUCGCUGAGGGCCCAGCUGACCGGCCCCAGGUGCAAGGCCGCCGCGAGGACCCUUGUCAGGAUGCUCGGCGCGAACCUCGAGGACCAGUGGAUGCGGACGAUGAACCUUGCAGUGACCAACUGGAUCGUCGAGCUGCGGUCGUCGUCCUCUCGCGCCAUGCCCGGGGCGCUGUUACCGCUGUUCUCGUACGCGCUCCAGGCCAGCGGGCUCUGGAAGGUCCAGCUGUACUGCCCGGUGAUCGCCAUGGGCAUGGAGGAUCCUGGGGCGGCGGCGACGCAGGAUGAGCGCCUUCUCUUCUCGCUCACUUACCAACAGCUUGAAGGUGUGGUCCAGCUCGCCUACAGAACUGCCAGAAAAGAGAAAUGGGUUGAUGUUGAGGUAAAGGUGGAUAACAUAAGGUGUGACGUGGACUCUCUGGUCUCCGAGACCCUCAUGGUGGAGCGAGGAUAUGGUUCUGAAGAAAAACAUUUCCCUUCUCGCGUCAUGCUGCAGAUCACACCAAUGCAGCAAACAGACAUACUAUCUGUCUCCAUCAGCAAGUCCUCCGACAACCCGACCCACGAGUAUGGCUUCGACAAGGGCAUCGAAGCCGCGUUCGACCCCCCGAACUCGUUCGGCCUCAAAGCCUCCGUCGCCGAGAGCCUCACGCUCGCCAUGAAACCCUGGAAGUUUGAGCAGUCUGCGCACGGGAACACCGCCACCCUGAACUGGUUCCUCCACGAUGGCACCAACGGGAGGGAGGUCUGCUCCUCCAAGCCUUCCAAGCUCUCGCUGCUCCAGCCCAGGGCCUGGUUCCGCGACAGGUACUCCAAUGCAUACCGCCCGUUUACGAAGCAGGGCGGCGUCGUCUUCGCCCGGGAUGAGUAUGGAGACAGUGUCAGCUGGAAGGUCUGUGCCGGAGCAUUGGGCAAGACUAUGGACUGGGAUAUCAGGGGAUGGAUUUGGCUGACCUACUGGCCUAACAAGCAGAGGACCUCGCAUAGUGAGACGAGGUUGGUUGAAUUCAGGGAAUGUUUGCAGCUCCCACUUGCAAAGUUUCCGUAGUUUAUCUGUGCUGUUCUGAAUGAUCUGUAUAGUGCUGUGUAUGCAUGUA
Messenger RNA from Lolium rigidum, 1585 nucleotides. RefSeq lists its product as uncharacterized. Lineage: Eukaryota; Viridiplantae; Streptophyta; Magnoliopsida; Poales; Poaceae. Bases 1 to 1536 code for a protein of 511 amino acids. The record is from RefSeq and is a predicted model, not a curated record. The transcript is spliced from 2 exons.